GAGCCUCACGUAUUGGACGAAUGCGAUAUUUCUCCUGAAGUUAGAGAAGCACUUCUGGAAGACAUUAGGAAGAAACUCACUCCACAAGCCGUCAAGAUUCGAGCCGAUAUAGAGGUGUCAUGUUUCUCUUAUGAUGGCAUUGACGCCAUCAAAGAAGCACUAAUUGCUGGCAAGAAUUGUUCAACAGAGUCGAUGCCGAUUAAGAUCAAUCUCAUCGCUGCUCCACAUUUUGUCGUCACGACACAGACGCUUGAUAGAGAACAUGGUCUCACUGCUGUCAAUGAUGCGCUGGAUGUUGUUAGGCAGACUAUAGAAAGAUAUGGAGGAAAAUUUGCUAUCAAAGAGGAGGCUCGCGUCGUCACCGAUGUUGACGACAAUGACAUUAAGAAAAGGUUGGAGCUGGCUGAACUUGAGGAAGAGGAAGGGUCUGAUGAAGACGAAGAUGAAAGUGAGGAGGAGGAUCAGGAUGGUAUGGUGGCGCCGAAGGGUCUUGACCAGCAAGCGGACGCUGAAGAUGCGAUUCGUGCUGCAAAAAAGAAGGAGAAAGCUGAAACAGGAGAAACAAAGAACGAGAAAGGAGACAGUGCUGAUGAGGAAAGCGAAUAA
Ostertagia ostertagi is the source of this 606-nucleotide messenger RNA. Lineage: Eukaryota; Metazoa; Nematoda; Chromadorea; Rhabditida; Trichostrongylidae. The record is from the annotation of a GenBank genome assembly.